This is a messenger RNA of Gilbertella persicaria, 351 nucleotides long. RefSeq lists its product as uncharacterized. Gene Ontology annotation, biological process: succinate metabolic process; mitochondrial respiratory chain complex II assembly. Lineage: Eukaryota; Fungi; Mucoromycota; Mucoromycetes; Mucorales; Choanephoraceae. Gene Ontology annotation, cellular component: mitochondrial intermembrane space; mitochondrion. Bases 1 to 351 code for a protein of 116 amino acids. The record is from RefSeq and is a predicted model, not a curated record. The transcript is spliced from 3 exons.
AUGCCAAACCCACAACAAACACAAGUUUUGAUAGCUCCCAUUAAACUCUAUAGGGAAAUAUUACGUUCUCACCGUUCUUUACCACCUGCUAUGCGAGCUAUGGGCGAUGACUAUGUCAAGGCUGAAUUCCAACGACACAAACAUAUUGAUAACCCUGCUCAUAUUGUUGGUUUUGUCUCUCAAUGGCAAUCAUACCUUGACCUGAUCAAGACACAGACAGCGCCUCUCGAUAGUGAUUCACCUGCUCCUUCUCAUGAUCCUCUUGUCCGAAGCUUCAAUAACCCUACUGAGGGUGGUUGGGGCAAGAAACUCGAUGCCGAAAUACUCGACAAGAUGACGAUCAUUAGGUGA